Protopolystoma xenopodis is the source of this 327-nucleotide messenger RNA. The record is from the annotation of a GenBank genome assembly. Lineage: Eukaryota; Metazoa; Platyhelminthes; Monogenea; Polystomatidea; Polystomatidae.
AUGAUAUGUCAAGCCUGCAUUUUCGGUUGGCCAACUGAAGACUCGGCAAGUGAUAGGCUCGUGUUACGUUCCCUUCCUUUCUCGCCGCCUGUACCUUUGGAACAGCAUUCUUGCGUCAGAGCUCACCUUCACCGCAACACGUGCCGUGGGUAUGCUGAAGAAGUUCAUCGUCUCCAUGCCCCCAUUUUCACCAUAGCAACACUUAUGCCUCUCCGACGUCUUCUCGUCAGGCGUCCAACAGAAUCUCUAAAGUUACCUCAUUUCGCCCUUUCCAUCCUCUUUUACCUUUCAGGCACGAACCUGACUGAAAAAAUUAUCCGCUCUUAA